AUACCAUGUGUAAGGGCGUCAUGCCGUCGCCACUGCGGACAUACCCCGAUUACCGCAGCCUGCGGGACGAGAACGCAUUCCUACGAGGCAGAGUCAAGGAGCUCGACCUGCAGCACAAGGAUGCGGAGGUGGAACUGCAGGAGGGGCGCGAGGCGCGCGUCGCCCUCGCCGGCAAGGCCGCCGCCGACGCGCAGACCGCACACAUCAGCAUGUGCGAGCUGCAGGAGGAACGAGCGCAACAUCGGGAGUGCGCGCAACGGCUGCGCGACGAGCGGCUGGAGACUGCCAGACUCCAGUCCGAGAUUGCCGAGCUGCGCAUCAUCUCUUGCCGCCUUGCUCACGAGAGGCUAAGCCAAGCUGCGAGCGCACAGCAGGAGGCGGUGGUGCUUCGCGUCUCGCUCGCCGAGGCCGAGGAGGAGUCGUGCCGGUGGCGAACCGAGGCCGAAGCUCUCGGCGCAAGCCUCGCCGCCGCCCGGGCCGAGCUCGAGGAGCUUCGCACAACAGCCGCUGAGCUCACGGCGGCAAGUGAGGGCUUGCGUGGCGAGCUGGCGGUGGCGACCGAUUCGUUGCAGGCGGUCCGUCGUGACGAGGCGUCGCUCCAUGUGACGCUCGGCGAGCAGGCACGACUUCUUGCCUCGGCGGCUGAGACGCGCGAGGCGAUGGGCGCUCAGCUGCAGCGCGAGGUGGCAGAAGUGGACGCGUCGAAAGAGCGCGCCGCAGCCGCAGAGGCGACGAGCCUUGCCGAGCGCAGCGCUCGCGCCAUGGCGGAGGCAGAGGCUCGGGCAGCGACGCUUCUGCAACAAGAGCAGCUCGUCGCUAUCCGCAGCCGCUGCUCCUGGCUGGAGGGCAAGCUUGCGGAGGCCGACGCAGCGACGCGCCGCGCGAUCGCGCGGGAGCGACGCUGCGAGGUGGAAUCGAGCGAGAUGGCCCUGAGGAUGGGGCUAUUCCAACGCCUUGUGACGACCGACGCAAAGCGUGCGCCAUUGCCCGUGGGCGUGCGCAAGGCACCCUUCCGCGCGGAAAGCGCACGGAAGGGUGCUUGGGAGCGCCAGCAGAGGCUUGAGCAGGCGGCGCGGUGAUUAUUCAUGAUCAUGUCCUGAUCCAGCCACUCGCUGUGUGGCAGUGGCAUGCAGAUGUUUCGGAAACGGCGUUGGUGCAAAAAAAUCUUUUUCGUUGAGCUAGC
Messenger RNA from Emiliania huxleyi CCMP1516, 1183 nucleotides. RefSeq lists its product as hypothetical. NCBI's taxonomy places the organism in Eukaryota, Haptophyta, Isochrysidales, Noelaerhabdaceae. The transcript has 2 exons. Bases 6 to 1079 code for a protein of 357 amino acids. The record is from RefSeq and is a predicted model, not a curated record.